Messenger RNA from Poeciliopsis prolifica (blackstripe livebearer), 2990 nucleotides. It is a transcript of the gene bap1, whose product is annotated as BRCA1 associated protein-1 (ubiquitin carboxy-terminal hydrolase). The transcript has 17 exons. Gene Ontology annotation, biological process: protein deubiquitination; ubiquitin-dependent protein catabolic process. Gene Ontology annotation, molecular function: cysteine-type deubiquitinase activity. The record is from RefSeq and is a predicted model, not a curated record. The coding region runs from base 136 to 2319 and encodes 727 amino acids. NCBI's taxonomy places the organism in Eukaryota, Metazoa, Chordata, Actinopteri, Cyprinodontiformes, Poeciliidae. Gene Ontology annotation, cellular component: cytoplasm.
UCUAUUGUGUUUAUGUUAUCUGUCUUCGUUUGUUACGCGAGAGGAAACUGAGUUCAGCUACAAAACAUCUUCAGCCGCCUCUGGACAUGGACUGGAAUGUAUCUUAAAUAUUAGACUCCUCUCCACACGCUCAAAAUGAACAACAAAGGCUGGCUGGAGUUGGAGAGUGAUCCAGGACUGUUUACUUUGCUGGUGGAAGAUUUUGGUGUCAAAGGCGUCCAAGUUGAGGAAAUCUAUGAUCUACAAAGUAAAUGUCACAGUCCUGUUUAUGGCUUCAUCUUCCUUUUUAAGUGGAUUGAAGAGCGUCGGUCCAGGAGAAAAGUCAACACCUUGGUGGAUGAGACCUCAGUUAUAGAUGAGGAAAUUGUAAAUGACAUGUUCUUUGCUCAUCAGCUGAUACCAAACUCAUGUGCCACUCAUGCCUUGCUGAGUGUUCUUCUGAACUGCAGUGGAGUCGAACUUGGUACCACCCUCAGUCGCAUAAAGGCUUUUACUAAAGGCUUCAGUCCUGAGAGCAAAGGCUACGCGAUAGGAAAUGCUCCAGAGCUCGCCAGGGCACACAACAGCCAUGCCAGGCCGGAGCCCAGGCACCUUCCGGAGAAACAGAAUGGGAUCAGUGCAGUGAGGACGAUGGAGGCCUUCCACUUUGUCAGCUAUGUGCCAAUCAAAGACCGCCUCUUUGAGCUUGAUGGGCUCAAGGCUUACCCCAUUGAUCAUGGGCCCUGGGGAGAGGAUGAGGAAUGGACUGACAAGGCUCGCCGUGUUAUUAUGGAGAGGAUCGGCCUGGCCACUGCUGGUGAGCCGUACCAUGAUAUCCGCUUCAACCUGAUGGCAGUGGUGCCUGACCGCAGAAUGAAAUAUGAGUCCAAGUUGGAAAUUCUAAAGAGGAACCGGCAGAUCAUUCUGGAGGGUCUGCAGAAGAUGAUCCGGCUCACUCAGCCUGAGGUUGUUCACGACAAGAAGCAGCAGAACUCUUCAUCUCCAGAUGAAAACACCAUCAAGAAAGAAGCAGAUGCAGAUUCAGUGGAUGAGUCGGGGGUUCAGUCCAAGGAUGGAGCUGGUUCCUCUGGAAGCUCAAAGGUCAUGGGAAAACCUGCUGCCCCCACAGGAGGAGGAGCCCAGCAAGUCAACCCCAUCGUUCAGCGCCUACCUGCCUUCCUUGACAACCACAACUACGCCAAGUCCCCGAUGCAGGAGGAGGAAGAUCUAGCAGCUGGUGUCGGACGCUCUCGGACAGCCGGCCCUCCUCAGCCUCCGUUCUCAGAUGAUGAAGAUGAAUUUGAUGAAGACGAGGAAGAAGCAGCAGGUUCUGCCAGUGCUUCCAGCAGAUUCAGACGAAAGGCGAGCCUGCGGUCCAGAACGGGACGGGUUGGAACUGGGAUGGAGAGCCAGAUUGCCCUCAACGUUUUGGCAGAGAAACUGAAGAAGGAAGCUCAAAGAAAAGAUGGUGUAAACACCCCUCUGUCUGUGCGCACUGAAGGUCGCACCGGUGGUAUCUGCAUCACGUCCGCCUCGCAGCCUUCCCCCACACCCAGCAACGAAAGCACGGACACGGCCUCUGAAAUUGGCAGCGCCUUCAACUCCCCGCUGCGCUCGCCGGCUCGCUCUCAGGCGGCCACGCGUCCCUCGAGCCCAGUCGCCUCCCAUCUGUCCCGUGUGCUGUUCGGAGAGGAUGAAAUGUUGAGGCUGGACUCCAGACAUAACCGCGCCGUAAGAGAACUGGGACCUUCAGUCAGUGCAUCGCUGCUGCACCUACAAGACGACGGAGUCAUUUAUGCUCUCCCUCCAUCUGGAGAUUCUGCUGAAGGCACGAAGCUCUGCACCCCUGAGAAGGUAAAACUCAAAGUGAAGGAAGAUGAAAAAGAUGCCAUAAAAGAAGGAGAUGAGGGACCAUCUGUAGCGGUGAAGAAAGAAGACGAGAACGAAGAUGGUGCAGCGAUGAAACCUGGCAAGGAAAAGCUCAAUGUUACGGAGUCUGGAGCAGACAGCAAGCCACCAGGGGAUAAGUACUCUCCAAAAGAGCUGCUUGCACUACUCAAGUGUGUAGAAGCUGACAUUGGCAAUUAUGAGGUGUUUCUAAAGGAGGAAGUAGAAAAGAGAAAGAAAUUCAAAAUAGAUGAUCAGAGGAGGACUCACAAUUACGACGAGUUUAUCUGCACAUUUAUAUCAAUGUUGGCCCAAGAAGGCAUGCUGGCCAGCCUCGUGGAGCAAAACAUCUCUGUGCGCCGCCGGCAGGGAGUGAGCAUCGGCCGGCUGCACAAGCAGAGAAAGCCUGAUCGAAGGAAACGCUCCCGACCUUACAAAGCCAAACGCCAGUAGUCACAAAGUCAAAUGAACACCAAGUAAUCACUGCAAGGAAUAAAAUGAUGUUGCUUCACUUCUGAAAAUCAUUCCUUUCGACAGUAUUGUGCUGUAUUUUUUUUUUUUUUUUUGUGCUUCAUGAAAUCUGUUUUUGGUCUUGCUCUCGUAAAUGUUUGUUCGUGUGAUGCUUGCAUUGUUUUUAUCAUCAGUACUUUCAAGCAGAUUGAGCUUAUGUAAAACUUCUGCAACUGAACUAUUAACUAAAAGUCAAUAUUUUCUCAGUGCCAAUGAAGUAUUGAAUGUUUGUUUUUUUUUGGUAAAAUACAAUUUUUGUUUUUUUUUUACUCUCAGUAAAUUUCUGCCUCAACACAUUCAGUGGAGGAAUUUACCUUGUAAUGUACUGUUGUCUUUUUAUCAUGUUAUUUAAAACUGACAAUAUGACUCUGUAAGGGUUUGAAAUGCCUUUCUUAUUUUAAAGGUCUUUACUUGUUUGUGUCUUUAGGGGAUUCUGCAAAUAUACACAGAGAUUUUGUGUUUGUACCUGUUUUGGAUCUCAGAGUGAGUUAAGUUGAAUUUGUGCUGCUUUAUAUUUUUGUAUAUAUUUACAUGUUAUUUGGCCCGUAGACUAAAUUCGGUAAUUCUCUGUGCUUGCCAGUUUAUUCUGAAAUAAAGUUAGUUACCAAAGCAAA